CUGUCUGAUGCGCCUUGUCCAACGAUCGACCAGCCCAGCUGGCCUGGCCUCUGGCAAUGGUCCACCCUUCCGGCAGGUACGUAGUUAGGGGCUCCAACGUAUCCUGCACGUACGAGUUGUCGGUUCCCCUUGUUAGUAGCCGAACUGGGCUUUGCGUCAUGCGAGGCACACGAGUUUGAGGGUGGGUUGUAUUACUACCCCGAGGGUUCCCUUCCUUGCGGCGGCGAGCGACGCCUUGAGGGAACGUCUUGCAGCCAACCCUUCUGCAUUCCUUCUCCUGGAAACCUGGACGACGAGCAGAUCGUCCGCGCACGUCCAACAUGUCGUCGAGCCUCGCGGCAGAGUCGUGGACGUGGUACGGGCUGACAUGGCUCGUGGUCGCGAUUCGAAUGGUGUCCCAGAUCCUCCUGCGGGGAUCGGUCAAGAAGCUGAAAGCAGAUGACGGGCUGAUGAUGUUCGCCAUGGCUACCGACACCGUCCUGAUUGUGUGCAUGAACAUCAUAUCCAACACGAACAGCAACCUCAUCGACCCGAACCAGCCCGCGACGUUUACGCCCGAAGACAUCAAGCAGCGAACGUUCGGCUCCAAGAUGGUGCUGGUAUCGGAGCAAAUGCAAAUCCUCACCAUCUGGACCAUCAAGGCAUGCCUACUGCUGAUGUAUCAUCGGCUGACGUUGAGCUUAAAGGGCAAUCUCAUCGUCAAGCUCGUCGCAGGCUACGUUGCUGUCGGCUUCGUCGUCAUGGAGAUCCUUUACCUUGGCGUCUGGUGCAGACCCUUUAAUCAAUACUGGGCCGUUCCCCCCAACAGUUCGCAAUGCUCCGCCGCCACCAACCAUCUCAUCACAAACGCGGUCCUCAACAUCUCGUCCGACCUCAUGAUCAUCAUGAUACCCAUGCCCAUCCUUCUGCAAUCCCGAAUAUCCAUAAAGAAGAAGAUUAUCCUCAUCACCGUGUUCGCGCUCGGCGGCUUCACGAUCUUAUCAGCCAUCCUCAACAAGUACUAUAGCUUCAGCCAGCCGUACGGAUCGGCCUGGACGUUCUGGUACAUUCGCGAAUCCUCGACGGCAAUCAUCGUCGCCAACCUACCCCUGACGUGGACCCUCUUCCGGCGCAUGUUCAACCUCCGCUCCUUCAACGGCGGCAGCGACUAUUCCAAGACGCGCAGCGGGCACCCCACGUCCACGGUCCGUUCCCAGGGCCAGCAGCGACGCAACCCGGGCCGCAGCUACAUCUCCGCCGGAGAGGGCCGCGACGGCAUGCACGACCUCGACCUGUCGGAGAGCCAGGAGCAAAUCACCAAGGAGAGCAACGAGUACGGCAUCUCCCUCAAGAUCUACCAGCGCCGCGACGUGCAGGUCAGGUCGGAGCCCGCGGGCGGCACCACCAGCGGCAGCAAGUCUGAUUCCAAUGAAUCGCUACCCGAAGGCCUGACGACCACCACGAUCAAGGGCGGCGGCGGCCACCGUCAAAGCUCACGGGACGUGGAAACAGCGUCAGCGCGCUCUGCGGGCGGAGGGGUGCCCGUCAACGCGGCUCCCGGCGUAUAAGAAAAGGAACAACAUGGGCAGACUUACAUACCCUGCCGCAUGACAAGCAUCAGUUGAGCGUUUGAACCAACAUUGCAUGGGCUUGCUCUUGGCGCAAGAUGGCGUCCUCAUGACUGUAUACCCCUAUAGUAAUUGCAAGUUAUUAGACUGAUUAUCAGAUUUGGCGCUUGCCGACGUGUAGAAGGG
This is a messenger RNA of Purpureocillium takamizusanense, 1733 nucleotides long. RefSeq lists its product as uncharacterized. Lineage: Eukaryota; Fungi; Ascomycota; Sordariomycetes; Hypocreales; Ophiocordycipitaceae. The transcript has 6 exons. The record is from RefSeq and is a predicted model, not a curated record. Bases 321 to 1547 code for a protein of 408 amino acids.